Messenger RNA from Closterium sp. NIES-65, 8640 nucleotides. The record is from the annotation of a GenBank genome assembly. NCBI's taxonomy places the organism in Eukaryota, Viridiplantae, Streptophyta, Zygnematophyceae, Desmidiales, Closteriaceae.
AUGGACGACCUCGCUAGCGUUUGCAGCACAAGCACGGCGGCGGCUCCAAUCGACCCGGCCGAGUACUGGCGACAGUACCACUCAGUGCAGCUCAAAGAGAAGCACUGGGCUAGCGAGUCGGACGACACGGACGUCGACUCCUGGCGCGAUACGGACCGCUCUUGGGGCGUGUCUGGCGCCACCGGGUACGGCGCGUCGUGGGGCGCCGCCAACAGCGCGGGAUGGGGCUCCUCUACCAUUCCCGCCGCCGCGCCAGGGCCGGCGCUGUCCGGAAGUCAAGCAGCAGCAGCAGGUGCAUCAGCGACGGGUGCAGCAGCAACCGCAGCGGCAGGAGCAGUGACGGCGGCAGAGGCGAAGAAGAAAAAGGCGGCGAAGAAGGCACCUGCUGCAGCGGCGUCCUCCCCCACUGCCGCAGCAGCGGCGGCGCAGAAGAAACAGCCGCUGGCGAAACCCGGAAGCCCCGCGCCCACGGCGACAAAGAAAAAGAAGAAGAAAGACGUCGUGGGCCCUGGUGUGGCAUCUGUGUCGCCGGGUGGCGUUCUCGCCGGUUACAGCGUCAGCGGUUACAAACCGCCGUCGGUGGUAACCACCGCGGCGACCGCAGCUAGCACGAGCUCCACCCGUUCGGUGGCAGGAAGCAGCAGCGCAAUCCCCUGGUGGGCUUCGCUGGGCGGCGGCGCGCCGGCCGCAACUGCCGCCACUCUUGCCGGCAGCAGCAGUGCGCCUGGCAGCACGACCUCCGUGCCCGCAUCUCCGUCGCCCCGCGUUCCGCCAAUGGCGCCCCUUCCGUCAGCGGCUGCGCAACAACCACCUCCGCCUCAUCAACCCUCCUUUCCGCCCCACGCCCCCGCGCCUUUCACUCCCUCCGCCCCGCAUCUCCCCCAGCAGCCCCAAUCCUUCCCCGCUCCGCCACAUUCCGCGGGGCCUUCCGCCCCGGGGGGCGCACAUGGACCAGCGGCGCAGCAGGUGGGGCUCGGAGGGAGGCAAGGCGGGGAGUGGUGGGAGCGUGAUGUUGCCAGCCAAACAGGGCCUGUGGGCCAGAUGGGGGCUGCCGGCCAACGGCCUCCACCGAGCCCCAGCCUGCAGCCAAGUGUAGGCCCACACCCAAGCAUGGGCCCUCAGCCCAAUGCCCCCCACCACUUGGCCGCGCCCCAGGCAGUGCGUAUGCUGUCCGCUGCGCCCUCCAUGCCCCCGCCGCAGGCGCAGGCGCCAGCGCCAUCCGCAGCAGCGCCAUGGCGACCAGCGCCCGCUGCAGCAGCAGGCGCAGGCGCAGGCGCGGGAGGGGCAGGCGGAGCGGGGCAGGGAGCAGGGUUACCGGUGGCGGCAGGAACGGGCGCGCAGCGUUGGGGGGGCAGCCAAGGACCGCCACAGGCGCCGCGCACCCCCUCGGAUUCAGGCUCGGACGCCAGCCGGUGGCGCACCAAGGACUCUGGCUCCGAUGCAAGCCGGUACUCCGCUCCCGCUGCGCCUGCUCCUCCUGCUGCCCGCGCUGCUGCUGGUGCUUCCGCGGGCACGGCGUGGGGUGCUAGCGCGGCUGCCGCGCCUGGCACUGCGGGCGUUGGCUCCGACGGCAGCAGCUGGCGCCGCAGCGACUCCUCUUCUCCCUCCACGCACCCCGCUCCUCUCGCUGUUAACGUGCCUGCCGCUGCUGCUGUCUCUGCCUGGGAUGCCACCCCUGCGCCCUCAGGCGCGUCUGCCUCUGCCACCACUGCUGCGUUUCCAAGCGCAGGUGCUGGCGAUGCUGGUGCCACGGCGGCGAGCAGUGCAGGCGUGGAGGGGCAGGUGGCGGGCAAGGUGCCGAUUUACGAUGGGUGGGGGGAUGUCAUCGGGUGGAAGGACGCGCCUGUUGCUGCUGCUGCUGUCCCCGCCGCUGCUGCCACUGGCGCGGCUGCUGACGGGGCUGCGGCUGGGGCUGCUGCUGCUGACGCUGGUGCUCAGGAGGGUGAGUAUGCGGAGGGUGACUAUGGCGAGGGGGAGUACGGGGAAGGGGAGUAUGGAGAGGGGGAGUAUUGGGAGGGGGAGUAUGCGGAGGGGGAAUACGCGGAAGGGGAAUAUGGGGAAGGGGAAUACGCGGAAGGGGGGUAUGCGGAGGGGGAGUAUGGCGAAGAGGGUAACGCUGCUGGCGAUGGUUACGCUGAAGGGGGUUAUGGGGAUGGUGGGGGCGGCGGUGGCGCUGCUGGCGGUGAUGGUGGCGGUGAUGGUAGCGCUGCUGGCGGUGAUGGUGGCGGAAAGGAUGCGGACAGCGCUUUGGAAGGGGGAAAGGUGGAAGAAGAUGGGGGAAAAUCAGGUGGGGCGAAUGAAGAGGCGCAGGAGGGGGACGAUGAGUUUUGGGAUGCGGAGGAGGGAGAGCUGGAGGGGAGUGUGGGCAGUGGCAGCGGCGGCGAGGGGACGGGCAAGGAGGCGAGGGGGCAGCAGGCGCAGUUUGGGAAGCAGGCGUCUUCCGCCCAGGCGGUGCCAGUUCAAGGAGCAGUGGGAGUCAGCGCUGCCUGGUCUGACGCCAAGUCAGACCUCAACAGCCAAUGGGGCGACAGCGCCGGCGCCAGCUGGCAGAGAAGCAGCGGCUGGGGGGGCGCAAAUAGGGGUAGCGCCAGCGUGGCAGGGGGGAAAGAGGGUGCGGAGUGGGGGGAUGCUGCGCCCAGCAGCGGCAGAGGCUCGGGCCGAACCUCUGGCAGGUAUGUGCCGCCGAGCAAGCGGGUCGGCGGGAGAGGGCAGGGUGAGGCGGCAGGUGGGGGGUCGAAGGGAGGGGCGGAGAGGAGCGCGGGGGUGGGGGCUUCCGCGUGGGAGAGGAGCAGCGGGGGGCUGAGCGCUGUUGGUGGCGCUGGUGGUGAGACUGGUGGUGCGUCCACGUGGGAGAGAAGCAGUGUGGGCGUGAGCACUGCCGGUGGUGCUGCUGCUGGUACUGUGUCGACAUGGGAGAGGAGCAGUGCUAGCGGGAGUGCUGCUGCCGAUGGUGCUGUUGCUGCUGCUGCCGGUGCUGGCGCCUCCACGUGGGAAAGGAGCAGUGGCGGCCUCAGCCCUGCUGCUGUUGAUGCUGCUGGCAGUGGCGGUGGCACUGGUGAUGGCUGGGGAGUGAGCGCAGUCAAGGGGGAUUCGGGAAAGGCUGGGCUGGAGUGGCGAAGGAAGGACGGCGUGUCUCGCUCUCAUUCUUCCACGUCCUCUCAUUCCGCUGCAGCAGCAGCGGUGGCAAACAGCAGAGCAGGGGCUGCUGGAGGGGGUCCUGUGGUGACCAGCAACGGGGAAGGAUGGGGGGACGGGGGAGGAGGCGGAGGAUGGGGAGCUGCAGCAGCAGCAACCGGUGGUGGUGGUGGUGGUGGUGGUGGUGGUGGCACUGGCAGCAGUGGGAACGCAAUGGCUGGGGCAAGUGGAGGAGGCGGGGGAGCAGUGGACAGCUGGAGGGCGUUUGGGGAGCAGAGGCGGGCGGAGCUGGGGGAGGGCGGAUCUGACGAGGACAUCUGGAAGCAGCAGGAGGAGGACGAGCAGCUCGCGCGCCAGUGGGGGGGCGCGGAUAGCGCCGGCUGGGGGGGAAGCAAGGGCGGGGGGGCGGGCAGUGGCGGAAACAAGGGUGCGGGGACGGGUGGGGGCAGAAACAAGGGCGGGGGGCUGGGCGGUAGCAAGGGUGCGGGGAGCAGGGCAGGGCGAGGGGAGGGUGAGGCUGCAGCGGAAGGGAAGUGGAGGAGGGGUAGUGGCGGGGCAGAGGGGAAGGGCGGGGAGUGGAGGAAGAGCAAUGAGCAGGAGGCAAUGGUGCCUACUGUGGUGCCUCCAGUGGUGCCCAUUCCCAUGGUGCCCCCCAUUGUGGCGCACAAGGAGAUAGACGGGUGGGAGGCGGGCAGCAGGGGCGACAGCAGCGCGUGGGAGACAGAGAGCAACACCUCUGCCGUCUCGUCACUCAAUAAGGGCCUGCGCGCCUGGCAGCACGUCGCUACAGCCUCAGCUGCAGCGACAGAUGUUGUCCCAGCGGUAUCAGCGGCUGUAGCGCCGGGGAGCGUGGUAUCAGAGCGAUCAGCGACGGACAGCAUUCUCUCGGCUAUUGGGCUCAAGGCUGGGACCAGCGCUGAGACGUCUCUAACGCCUGAGACUAGCGGUGCAGGUAACCCUGAUGGGAGCAGUGGCAGCAGCAAGGUGCGUGGGAGCGAGGGCUUGAGAGCGGAUGCACCACCCUUCCCCUCUGCUGCCUCGUCCUCUUCCCUCCCUUCCCCCCUCCGUGCCGAUGCCAGCACGUUCCUCCGAGCAGAUGCGCCCUCCUUCAUCCGUGCGCAAGCACCUUCUUUCAUCAGUGCCCAGGCGCCUUCUUUCAUCAGCGCCCAGGCGCCUUCUUUCAUCCGCGCAUCCGCCCCCCCAUUCACCCCAUCGACCCCCUCCCCUCCUCCCGGCCACGUCCCCGCCCCCUCCACUGUCUCCGCCCCGGGGGCUCUCUCUCCUGCUCCACCGCACCCCACCUCCAUGCCCACCUCUCCACCCACCUCCACACCUUCCUCUUUCAUCGGCCAAUCCCCUGCUUUUGCGGAUCCUUCCGGCCAAUCGUACGGCGACACGGGGGUCUCCUGGCCGGCUAUUCCCCCAUCCACCGCCUUCCCAUUGCUCGCCCAGCCUGGAUUGCCUUCUGCUGCUGUCCCGCUCCCCCCCGCUUCUGCCCACGGCCUCCCACCUGAUCCUGCUAUAGCCGGAGUGAGCAUGGGCAAAAGCAUGGGCAUGGGGAUGGGGAUGGGGAUGGGCAUGAGCAGGGGCACAGGCGCUUUUAUUGCCGCAACUGGUGGCGGGAGUAUGGGGGAGAGCGGGGAGCAGGGCGGGGGUGGGGGCAGCAGGGCGGAGGAGUGGGUGGGGACAGGCGGUAGUCUGGGCCGGGGUGGCCCUGCAAGUGCUGCAAGCCGUGCAAGCCGUGCAAGUCCCUCUGCUGCAAGCUCUGCUACUGCGAAGCAAGCAACUGCUUCAAUCCCUGCUACAGCUGCGCCCAGGGCCCAGAACCCCCAGCUCCCCACGGAGAUCGGCAGGGGGGUGAUGGCAUCACCAGGAGCAUCCUCCUGGUCUCAAUCCGGGUACGGCCCGCAGUCAGAGCUGCACUCGAGUGUGCUAAGACUGCCGGCAGCAGGGGAGGGGGGCAGUGAGUACAUCCCCCCUGUGAGCGAGCUAGAUGUGGAUUUCUCAGAUAGUGUGAGCAAUGCUGGUGCGGCUGAUAGGGCCCGCGCUGCUGCCGCUGCUCUUGCUGCUGCUGCUGCCGGGGGUAGGGCGGCUGGUGGCAGUCGGUUCGGCCCUGGUGGUGCUGCUGCUGCUCGUGCUGCUGUUGGUGGUGGUUCUGGUGCUGCUGCUCCUGCCGCUGCCGCUGCGGCUGGUGGUGCUGGUGUUCCACCCCGGGGGCAAGCGGUGGGUGGACUGCUGGGUGAAUACGAGGACGACGAGGAGGACGACGAGUGCGCUGGUAGGGAUGUGGAAGGCGAGGAUGACGAGGAUGACGACGAUGACGAAUUAGGUGCGGAGUCGGCAUUCGACUUGACCGCCACGGACUACAAGCACUCGCCCGCCGUCGCCCUCUUUCUCACCGACCUCAAGAAGCUGUCUGCCGAUCAGAUCAAGGCGCAAGAUCGCGAGUACAAGUGCCCGGCGUGCAAGGGCGGCAAGGGAGAGACGGACUGGUGGCCGGGGAUCCGCGCGCUGCUGCAGCAUGCAGAGACGAUCCGGUCGCGGAAAAUUGGCGCGCACCGGGCGUUUGCUGCUGCCGUGCACAUGGAUUUGCGGGAGAGAGGGGUUUUUCUGGGGGGUGGGGGGCCGGGGAGGGAGGGGCAGGAGGGGGUGCUGCAGGGGCAGUGGCGGGGGGUGGGGGGAAGGAGGGCGGAGGAGGGGAAUGCGACGGUGCUGUGGCCGCCUGUGGUGGUGAUCCGGAACACCCGCCUGCGACCCGAUGAGGAUGGCCGGGUGGGUUGUGGUGAUGGAUGGGUGCGUGAUGGAUGGUUGUUUGAUGAUAGGCGGGUGCAUGGUGAUGGCGGGUGCAUGUGGAUAGGCAUGGGCAGUUAUGAGCUCAGGAAGCACUUCGAGCACUACAAGCUUAUAGUCAAGACCAAGCAUGCCUAUGGCCCUCAGGGCCAUCGCGGCAUGAGCAUUCUGGUCUUUGACGCCACUCCUGACGGAUUCAAGGAGGCCGAGCGCCUGGCACAACAGUUCGAGAGGGAGGGGCGCGGGCGCUUGGAGCUGGCACGGCGGUCGGCGCCGCUGGUGGAUCGGUCGGGGAAGCGCAACCUGUUCGGGUACCUUGCCACCCAGCAGGACGUUGAUGAGUUCAACCGGUGCUGCAAAGGCAAGGCAGCUCUGAAGGUGGAGGUGAAGAGGAGGAGGGAGGUGGUGGAGGAACCGCUGCGGCGCAUGCGCGAGCAGGCAAUGCAGGCCGGCAUGUACAAGUCUCAAGUGGUGGAGAUGUCGCACAAACUGGUGGAGGUGAAGAUUGAGAAGCACCAGCUGCAGGAGCGGGUGGAGGAGGAGAAGGAGCGGCGGCAGCAGCUGGCCUCGGAGCUGGAGGGCGAGAAGCAGCAGCGGCAGCACCUGGAGAGCACGGUGCUCAAUGCGGCCAAGCUGAUGCACAUGAAGGAGGCGGAGCUGCAGGCCGUGGUGGCGCGCAACAAGCAGCUGGCGGCGCAGCACAAGGAGGAGGUGGCGAGUUUGGAGGAGGCAUACGCAAGGAGCUUGGAGGAGAGGGAGAGGAGUAAGAGGGCGGUGGAGGAGAGGGAGGCGGACCUGGAGUGGCGGGGCAAGGUGGCUAAUGAGCAGCACGUGGCUGCCGCCCGCACGCUGCAGCGCCAGCUGUCCAGCUCCUCGGAGCUCAGCGACGACCACAGCAGCGCCCUGCGUGGCAGCCUGCACGCUGCAGCGGUCUUCCAAGCGGGCCUGGCCCAGCUGAAGCAGCAGCAGCACGAGCGGCUGCUGCAGUUCCGGCAGGGCGUGAAGCAGGCGGAGCUGGCGCUGCUGCAGCAGCUGGAGGAGGAGAGGGUGCGGUUCGUGGAGGAGUGUGAGGCGCUGAGGGAGGAGAGUGAUGCGGCGCUGGACCAGAUCGAGUGCCGCGGUGUGGACCAGAUCGAGUGCCGCGGUGUGGACCAGAUCGAGUGCCGCGGUGUGGACCAGAUCGAGUGCCGCGGUGUGGACCAGAUCGAGUGCCGCGGUGUGGACCAGAUCGAGUGCCGCGGUGUGGACCAGAUCGAGUGCCGCGGUGUGGACCAGAUCGAGUGCCGCGGUGUGGACCAGAUCGAGUGCCGCGGUGUGGACCACACGAGGCGCAUGGGGGGUGCGCAUGGGGAGGGGAGUGGGAGUGAGGUGGGGGGAGAGUGGUCUGGGAAUGAGGCUGGGAGAGGUGAGGAGCUAGGGAGUGAGGUGGGGAGCGGGAAUGUGGGGAGUGUGGUUGAGGGAGGGGAGGGGGCAGGGAGUGUUAAAGGGGAAAGAACAGUGGAUGGAGAGGAGGGCGGAAAGCAAGAAGAAGGGGUGGAGGAGAGCGAGGUGGUAGACAUGUGUGGGGAGCAGGGAGAUAAGGAACUGAGUGGAGCGACUGUAGGGGAGGAUGAGGAUGAGGAGGAACGGGUGGUUUGUGGAAGGGCCGAGGAGGGAGGAGAGGAGGGAGGAAAGGAGGAAGGCGCAGAGGGAGAAGAGGGUGAAGGGCCGGAGAUACAAGGGAAGGAAGGAGAGGAGGUAGGAGAGGGAGGUAAGGUAGGAGAAGAGGACAAGAAGGAGAGCGGGAUGGAAGAAGGUGAGGGACAGGUGGAAGAAGAGGAUAAAUGGGUGGAGGAACGAGGGGAGAAAAGAGAGGAGGAAGGAAGGACGGAAGGAGGGGAGGAAGAUGGGAAGGGUCAAGAGAAGCUGGGAGAGACAGAAGGGGAGGAGGAAAUGGUGGAGGAAGGUGGAGAGGGAAGAGAUGCAGAAGGGGAGGCAGAAAGGGACGCAGAAAGGGAGGUGGAAGGGGAGGCAGAUGGGGAGGCAAAGGAAGAGGCAGAGGGAGAGGCACAAGGGCAGGCAGAAGGGGAUGCAGAGCGGGAGGCAGAGGUAGAGGCAGAACUGGAGGCAGAAGGGGAGGGGGAGGGAGAGGCAGAGGGAGAGGCAGAAAGGGAGGCAUCAUGUGAGGAAAGGAAUGGUGCAAGUGAGGGGAUGAAUGCGGAGGGGGAAGAGGGAGCAGUGGAAGAGGAGAAUGGAAGGGGGACCGAGGGAUUUGUCGAGAAGGUGAAUGAAGGUGGCGAUGGAUUGGCUGGGAAGUUGGCUGAGGAGGGGAGAGAGAUAGUAUUGGACGGGUUGAAUGAGGAGGGGGGAAACAGAGUAACUGAGAAGGCGAGUAACAGCACCGAGGCAGUUGAGGUUGACGGGUUGGAGCAUGAAGUGCAGGAGGGUGACGUGCAGGAGGGUGUUGUGCAGGAGGGUGACGUGCAGGAGAACGGUGAUGUGCAGGAGGGUGAUGUGCAGGAGAACGGUGAUGGUGGGCAUGCGAGUGGGGUGGAUGGAGGGUGUGGUGGAGAGGGGGAGCGAGAGGUUGGGCAGAUUUCAGUAGAGGUGGCGCACGUGAGUGGAAUUGAUUUAGAUGAGGGGCAACAGCAGGGUGAUGGAAAAAGAGUCGUUUUUCCUCCAUUGAGGAACAUGGAUUAUUGGACUACCGACCUAGCAUCCAUUUUUUUCUCCUAA